CGCCGGGCGGGCGGCAACAAUGUGUCCGCUUCACUAGGAGCCGCUACUACGGGCCGUCGCCGCCGCGCAGGGCUCGCCAGCCCGGGGGGGCCAUGGGCAGCCCCACAGCGGGGCCUCGGGCCUAGGCAGAGCCCCCCAGCCCGCGGGGGGGCCCGCCUCGGCCCCCCGGUUUGGCAGGGCGGGGGGCGAGCUCACGCGCUGCAGCCCCCCCCGGACAGACGUGCGCUUGGAGAUACCGCACCGCUCCGCUCCCCUCCCCGUCCGCUCGCCCGCCCGCCCCACGAAGUUUGCCGGGCGGGGCAUGCCCCGGGGGGCGGCCGCCCCCUCGCCCUCGCCCUCGCCCUCGCCCCCGCCGCGCCGCGGAGCCGUGGGAGCCGGCGCCCAGAGGAGCGGAGCGGAGCUUGCCCCGCGGUCGGCCCGGGGCUGAUCCCGGCGCGACCCCGCCGCCCGCCCGCCCGCUCGCUCGCCACAGACUUUGCACGGCGCGGGGCGGAGGAGAAGGAGGAGGACGGCGCCCGCUGCCGCGCCAGGAUGAAGCCGGGCUUGCUCCGGAGCAGCGGGAGCCCAUGAAGCCGUGAAGCCGGGGUGGGGACGGGGGGAGGAAGGAAGGACGAGCAAAUACGAUGGUGCAUUUGGAGGUGGCCGCGCUGCUGGUCGCCCUGGUCGGGGUUUGCGUCUGGACGGACGAGACGGGGAAAGUUAUCUCGGAUCGCUACGCCGUGUACUGGAACAAGAGCAACCCCAGGUUUCAUCGCGGGGACUACACGGUGGAAGUGAGCAUCAACGACUACCUGGAUAUCUACUGCCCUCACUAUGAGGACCCCUUCCCGACGGACAAGAUGGAGCGGUACAUCCUGUACAUGGUCAACUACGAGGGCCAUGCCUCCUGCGACCACCGGCAGAAGGGCUUCAAGCGCUGGGAGUGCAACCGGCCCGACUCGCCCAACGGGCCCCUGAAGUUCUCCGAGAAGUUCCAGCUCUUCACGCCCUUCUCCCUGGGCUUCGAGUUUCGGCCGGGGCAUGAGUACUACUACAUCUCUGCCACCCCCCCUAACCUGGUUGACAGGCCCUGCUUAAAGCUGAAGGUUUAUGUUCGACCGACAAACGAUUCCCUGUACGAGUCCCCGGAGCCCAUCUUCACAAGCAAUAACUCCUGCUGCAGCCUCAGGGUCCCGCACGCCAUCCUGGUGGUGGUGCCGGUGUUCUGGACUAUCCUCACCUCCUAGCCCCACGCGGAGCCAAACCGAGGGAGGGGAGCCGCCUCGCAGCACAGCCGGGAAAGGAGGAGACGGACGGACGGACGGGCGGACAUGGGGGAAGAGGCGACGUGCUGGGGCCGGGGCUGGGGGGCAAGGUCCCGCUCAGUCCAGCCUUUGGCUUUUGCUUUCCAAGUUUCCCUUUGACAGUGACCUUGGACCAGGGCUCCAGCUGCUCGGAUGCUGGGGGAAGAGGGGACCCCUCCCCUGACCGGGACUGAUUUGGGGAGAAGACUGCCAAGAUCCCCCCUGCCCUGGCGCCCCGCUUUGGGAGCCGCUAACCCCGGGCAGGACUGCGGCAGGGCGGGCGCAGCGCUGGCUCUGGACGGACCCGCGGCUCGGCCUCCCCCACAGGCAUUUGCUUUUUAAAUUUCUAGACCAAAUAUUCAAGUCCUUUUGGGUUUUUUAUGUCAUUCCCGGUGCCUGGGGGCGUCAGCCCUGUUCCGGGCACAACACGAGAGCCCUCCCCGCCCCAGCCACGCUCCUUCCCCAGGUGCCACGGGAAGGCCGGAGGAUCCCCCUCUCUCGGUUCCCCCCAGCACUCAGACGGACCCGAUCCCUGGCCCGGGGCAGCCGUCAGGAAGCGGACACGGCUCCGGGACGCAGCGGUAACCACAGCCAACGGAGCCCUUCCCAGGCCAGCCUCAGCUUUUGCCGCUGUCCUUCUGCAGCCAGAUUCGCUCUCGCCCGGCCGGAGCGGUGCCAGGACCCUGGGGCUCCCUGCCGGAGGGGUCUGGACAGAGGGGCCCGAUGGAAACAGGCAAUCCAGGACCUUCAGAGCCAGCCAGGCAGGGCCGGGACCUGGCGGGAUGACUCUGGCUCGUGCACGGAUGUGUGUAAUUUGUUGUUGCCGUUGGGGUUGGCAAGGGGAGGGCUGAGCGGCCACGUGCAGCCGGCGACGUGCAGCGGGUGGACGUCUUCGGAGCAGCAAUGGGCCAUGCCUGCAAAGGGUUCAUGGGUGGCCAGCUGCGGGAGGGGAAGGAACGGGCGAAGCCAGGGGUUUCGGCAGGAGCAGGCUCCCAAAUCCACUUGGGGGAAGGGGCAGCCGGAGGUGGGCAACGGAGCCGGCUUGUUGGAAAGCGGCUGAAGCAAGAGGGCAGGGGCCGGCCUGGCAGUGAGAAGGGCUCUGGGGAUGGUGAGAGCAAUCAAGGGGGCCAAGGAUGCUGAGGGGUCUCCGAGGGGAGCCCUGAUGCCAGGCUCCUCUGUGCCCUUGGUUGAGAGCGGGCGGGCGAUGGGUGCAGCUUGGCUAAGUCCCUUCCCAUUUGCAAGACCCCUUCGCUUCACGCCGGGGCUGGUGCUUUCCCCCCCCACCCGGCCCCACUGUGAGGGCUAGGAGAGGGGUCAGCGUGCGAGCAGCGCCCGGGUGGUCCCCAGCCCCGCUGGACCCACGAGCGAGCUGCUCGUCGGGCCGUGGCGUGGGUCUCUGGAGCCAUCCACGCUCUUCCCCUUCCCUCUCACCAGCGGCUUUCAAUCCUGCCCCCCACCGCUCCGCUGUCCCAGGGAAAAGCAGCUGGCUCAGCUUUUUUUCCUCCCCAUUUCUUUGCUCUUAGACUGGCCCCCAGCUACCCAGGCAUGCCCCGCUCCCUCCGCUCUGCCCCUUCUGCUGGGACAAGCUGCACUUCAGGGCUGGAAGUUAAAGAAAGAGGGGACGAGCCAAGGCAGCGAGGGAGAGGGGCGAGGAGCUGUCGGGGUCUUGGCACAUCCCGCGGGAGAGGAGCCCAGUAGCAAGAGGCGGGGAAGGGAGGCCGGAGCCUGGCAUGUCUCAGGCUGGGGGGAAGAGGGUACGAUCCAGGGACGCCCCGAGCACGCGUCGCAUCCAGCCGUGCACAUCUCGCCCCGCCAGUGCUGCCGGCACAGUGGAAACCCGUGAACAGCCGGCGACGCUACCCGAGCCCCCCGCACCUUUCGGCCUUGUACAUACGCCGGCGGGCGUUGGACUGUGAGCCUUCGUCAGAUAUUUUUUUUUAACGUAUUGUUGAGAAUGGAUUUUCUGGAAAGGGUGGAUUUCGCUUUUGAUUUUUUAGACUAGGAAGCUCGAAGCCGCGCAAUAAGUUCAUCUCGGCCCCUCUCAUCCCCUCUCCCACCCCUGCCGCGCCCUACGUCCCAGACCGGGGCACGGGACCCCCCCAUUUCGACAGAUGCCAUCUUUCUCCCCUUCCCCCCCCCACCCUCCAUGGGAAGCCAGAUUUUGCCACCCUUGCUCGCAGCCGGUUCGUGGCGAAGGGGCUCGCGGGACACCGAAGAGCCCUGGCUCCCACUCCGGCUCCGGGUGUGACUUUGGGCAAGGGGCUUGGGCAGCGGGGUGCUUCCGCACGCACCUGGCAUGAAGCCCCCGGGGGAGCCAGUCGUGCAAGGCGCCUGCUGAAGCCCCUGGCUGAGUCCGCCGGGCUUCCCAAAUGCCCUCGACUCACGGUUGCACCUUUAAAAGCCCAGCUGGCACCUCUGGGGCGAUAAUACUGCCUGCAUCCGUCCUGACCCGCAGGCCCUGCCCCUCGGCGGACGGAUGCUCGAGCCCACGCAGAGCCAGCCGUCAGACCUGAGCCACCCACGGGUGCCACCUGUCCUGGGCGCGCGCACCCUGGGGACGGUGGCAAAACCUGGCUUCCAGUCUGUGUUUUAUAUAUAUAUAUUAUAUAUAUAUAAAUAUAUAUAUUGUGUACAGCGAUUGUGAGAGAAUUAAAAGACAAAAGCAACCGAGGAAGCAAUGUUCAAACGAAGCUAUAAUUAAACACAACAGGGUUUGGGAUUGGGUCUUUGGGUUUGGGGGGUUGUUUUUUUUUAAUCCUUUUACUGGGUCGGGCUGACCUCCGGGGGUCGGCCCCCGCCCCCCACCCCGCCCCGGGAACUGUCUCUGCUUGUUGGUCUCGACUCGCCUAGCUUGGUCCGUAGACAUGCAGCUUUCGUUCUCCGCGUCGUGCCGAUGGUGCCCGGCCCCUGCCCCAUUUGGAUUCUGUAUUUUUUUAUAAUAAAAUAAAAAUCAAUGUCGUGCGA
This is a messenger RNA of Alligator mississippiensis (American alligator), 4247 nucleotides long. It is a transcript of the gene EFNA2, whose product is annotated as ephrin A2. The transcript has 4 exons. The coding region runs from base 624 to 1226 and encodes 200 amino acids. Lineage: Eukaryota; Metazoa; Chordata; Crocodylia; Alligatoridae. Gene Ontology annotation, biological process: osteoclast differentiation; ephrin receptor signaling pathway; axon guidance. Gene Ontology annotation, molecular function: ephrin receptor binding. Gene Ontology annotation, cellular component: plasma membrane. The record is from RefSeq and is a predicted model, not a curated record.